AUGUUAACAAAUUGUGGAAAUUUAUUGCCACAGAGAAUUGACUUUUUAACUGAAAUAUCUCCGAAAGUGAAAGAAAGUAAACACAGACAACUUUAUUGCCUUCAAAUUAUUUUGAAUAUCAAAACGUGCGACGUCGGUAAAAUGCAAUUCGUGAUGCUAAGUAUAAUGUCAAUGGCUUGCUGCGAUGUGACGACUGAAGUGAAGCUUCUCUUUCGUCUUGUAGAGUGUCGUGAAGAGAGCAUCAACGCCCAUGACAUGAUAAAAUAUCUGGUAAAAGGGAUCGCGGUUCACCAGAAAGAAGAACCUUUAAGUCGAACAUCACCCACAGCAAAAAUGAAAUCAUUGCUUUUAUUACCAUUUUGA
Molecule: messenger RNA, 363 nt
Organism: Clunio marinus
Lineage: Eukaryota; Metazoa; Arthropoda; Insecta; Diptera; Chironomidae
Source: the annotation of a GenBank genome assembly